AUGGCUCCAUCCGUCGACUCCAAGAAAGUCUCGGCCACAGCUUCGCCCGACAUCGCCAACCAGGAGAACGUCUCUCCAAAGGGCCAGGCCGGCCAGAAGCCUAGUAAACAACAACAAGUCCGCCAUAGAGCUUCCGUCGCUUGUGCUUCAUGUCGCGAUCGCAGAAUCCGAUGCGUCGUCCCCAAGAACCACUCCAUCUGCACCGCCUGCCAACGAACAGGCGCAGACUGCAUCAUCAAAAACGACGACGAGCGGAGACGACCCAUCUCCAAGGCUUACAUGUCCUCUCUCUCUGAUCGAAUCUCAAUGCUCGAAGGCAUGCUCCGGGACAAAGGCGUUGUGCCACCUCCUGCUGCCCACCCGCCCAAGACGAGGCAUGAUGCCACGUCCAAAGCACAGGAAGAUGGCGAAUCAGUGUCGAGCCUUCCGAAGCAGCAGCAAAACCCCGACGGCGUUUCUCCCACUUGCGACGUCCCUUCUCCUCCAGACUCGCGCAAUGAUGACUUCCCUAUCCCUGAAAGUGAACAUGGCGAGGUAAACAUAUCCAACAACCAAGUCCUCCAACCAUUAGCCAAAGAAGACUCGCCAUUCCGAAUGCUUGACCCCAAGCAAGAGGACAUUAUCCACCGUCUACUCUCCACAAAAGGCAACCUCUCGUUUGAUCAGCUCUCCGGUAGACUCAGGUUCUUUGGCCCCACUGCCAACAGUCAUGUCUACGCCGAGACUUCGGAUCAGUUCGACUCUCAAGAGCCGCCUGAGCAAGUCCGUCGUGCUGAGAGAAUUAUCCGUUCUUUCAGCGUCGAGACCCACGACUACCUCGUCAACCAGUUCUUCGCCUUCUACAAUUCCGUCUUGCAGAUAAUUGACCGCGCCGCCUUCGAGGCCGAUCGCGAUUCGCAAGAAAAUUCUCCCAAGUUCUACUCCUCCUUCUUACACAUCGCCAUCCUCGCCAUGGGCUACCGUGUGGCCGACAUGGACCGCGAUGACAUGCGCAAGAUAACACUGGCUCCCAGAGAGAGCACAUUACAUCGAGAAGCCAAGUACAUGUUGGACAUCGAGCUUGAACGUCCCGGUGGGAUACCAAGUGUCCAAGCGCUACUUCUUCUAGGAGAUCUAGAGUGUGGAGUCGGCCGAGACAACACGGGUUGGAUGUAUUCAGGCAUGGCAAACCGGCUCGCCUUCGAUAUUGGCCUUCAUCUAGAUUGCAGAAGCAACGAAAUGCCAGAGCAAGAAAGCCGCAUUCGAAACAUGGCCAUGAGGGCUUGCAUUAUCUACGACAAGUACUGGGGUCUCUUCCUCGGGCGACCGUUGGCAAUCAAAAGCCAGGACGUCGACCUUUUAUCCAACCGGCUCUCGCGACUCACCUGGACUGGUUUAGAAGCCCCCAAACGCGACUUAGUUUCCGAGAUUUACGAGCAGCUCACCGAGUUGAUGGAGCUGGCCGGCCGGAUUGUGGAAACCCGCGACAACACCGUGUCUAAUAACGCUUCCGAGCAGUACAAUCUGUUCGCCAGCGGGGAGGCAGAAGACAAUGCCUACCUCCAUGUCAUCAACCUGGACAGACAACUCCAGAAUUGGUAUCGACGCCUCCCCGACCACCUCGCAUGGAAGCCCAGCAACAUCAAGAUGGCACCAUACAGCUUCUUCCUUUUACAUCAGCAGUAUCACGUCACCAUGAUACUUCUGCAUAGGCCCUGGGCUAAAUACGGCUCCAUCACAGGAGACGGUUCCAGCACCGGAUCGCACCCGAGCCCAGAUGGCAGCCACAUGCCUGUUGCGCCAGAAGCUGCUGGACAACGCUCAAUGUCGGCAACUGAGAAUCAUUCGCUGGGUAUGGGAGAUCCACACAUCGCCGUCCAUGAUAGUCGGACCUCCCUCUCCCGCAGCAUCUGCACACAACAGGCGAUUCGCGUCGCCCGCAUCUUCUGGCAGCACCGUCAGAGGUACGAUGGACGCAAGAUCUUCAUCCUGUCCGAUGCUGUUGGCGACAUGAGCCACACCUAUCACCCAGCAAGCAGAAUGGAUGACUUGCUCAAGGCCGUACUAGAACAGAUCCGCAGCAGCAUGGGAGAGCCUCCCCGACCUCGCAGUGGCAGUACAAGCUACAAUGGGUUCACGUUCAAUGGAGUUCCUACAAGCGUACCAAGUGGCGUGUCACUCAACAGUGACGGCUCUUCGUCCAUGAUCCCUCUGAGGCGUGAGGCUGCCGAUCCGGAGUUUGUGCAGCCAUUCAAGAAGAGGCGGCCAGAAGCAAGUCGAAGGGCGUCCGAGUUCAAUCGCCCGAGGCCGGUUUUCUUUCCUCCUCACGCGCAACCCACACCUCCAAGCUCUUGCAAGAGCCAGCUUGGUAGUAGCCUAAACCCUCAGAAUCACUCGCCACUUGAUUCAAUCCUGUUCUCAAUGGGAGUCGGCGAUACUUCUGGACAGUUGAACAUGGAUUUCAUGGGUAGCACUGCCAUUGACAUGGAUCAACACGAGGAUGUGCAUGAGGGUGUGAUGGGUAGGGUGGAAGGCAUGGAUCUGGUCAUCCCUUCAUCCGAAACGUGGGGUCUAGACGGCAUCCAAGAUCAUCACCUCAAUGGAUCAGUACCUUUCGAUCCUCCCACAAUUGAUUGGACACCGGGCCCUGCAGGCCUCAGUGCAAGUUCAGUACUGGGUCAGAGCGCUGCAAUUUCUUCCGGCAUCAUGUCGAGUGCACCGAACUUUGGUGUAGGCAAGGAUGUCAUUGACCUCGAGGACAAGGCUGCCAGUAACAACAUUGAUGGUAAAGAUUUGGUGAAUUCUGCAAAGAUGGAGGGAAACGGAGUAGAAUGGAUGGAUGGUGACAAUAAUAUUGGGGUGAGUCCCGCGAGCUUGAGUGGCUUAGUGCAAGGCACAGAUAAUGCGUCGAGCGGGGAUGAUGGAUCAACUGGAGGGACCAGGAAUCACUCAUUGGAUUUCUUUAGCUUCUCGUGAGAUGUGGCAUGAAGCGCCAGUUUAAUAUCUCGAAUAGUUUUGAUUGCGUGGAGUCCAAGGUGUCUUCUGUAUGGAUAGCGUGAACGAUAUUGCCUUCGUCCCCUUUUCUUUGGGCAAUUCUUCAACUUUUCAUUACACUUGCUCUUAAUAUCAUAUCGAGUGGUAAUAAUUUCUUACAGAAUUAGUAGAAGC
Ilyonectria robusta is the source of this 3147-nucleotide messenger RNA. RefSeq names its product fungal-specific transcription factor domain-containing protein. Gene Ontology annotation, biological process: DNA-templated transcription; regulation of DNA-templated transcription. The record is from RefSeq and is a predicted model, not a curated record. Gene Ontology annotation, molecular function: DNA binding; DNA-binding transcription factor activity, RNA polymerase II-specific; zinc ion binding. The transcript has 4 exons. NCBI's taxonomy places the organism in Eukaryota, Fungi, Ascomycota, Sordariomycetes, Hypocreales, Nectriaceae. Bases 1 to 2955 code for a protein of 984 amino acids.